Messenger RNA from Saccostrea echinata, 1110 nucleotides. RefSeq lists its product as uncharacterized. The transcript has a single exon. Lineage: Eukaryota; Metazoa; Mollusca; Bivalvia; Ostreida; Ostreidae. Bases 1 to 1110 code for a protein of 369 amino acids. The record is from RefSeq and is a predicted model, not a curated record.
AUGUCGGGACACUUAACAGGUGUAGCAAAACAAAUCCAGAACCAGUAUCCAUCUGCCAUAAGCGUCCACUGUCUUGCUCAUUGUAUUAAUCUUAGUGUUCAAGAUGUUACCAAAACAUGUUCCGCAAUACGUGAUUCAAUGGACUUGGUCACUGAAAUUGAAAAACUUAUUUGUCUAUCUCCAAAGAGAAAACAUCUCUUCAUGCAAAAGAAAUUGCAAGAAACAAAUCUUAGUUCACCAAACCUCAGACCAAUUUGUCCAACUCGAUGGACUGUUAGAACAUAUGCUAUAGAAUCUGUAAUACAGAACUACAAAGUUCUACAAGACUUUUUAGAUGACAUACAUACUAAUACAAAUGAUGAAUACUCCAGACGAGCAGGUGGACAACUGGCUAUGAUGGAAAAGUUUUCAACAUAUUUUGGAUUGAAGCUAUCACACUUAAUAUUUGCUGCAUCUGAGCAGUUAUCCAUUUCAAUCAAGGGGAAAAAUACUUCAGCACAGGAUGCUAUCAGGGCAUCAAAAGCCACUGUAUCCUACUUUGAGCGCCAAAGAAAUGACUCUGUGUUUUCUGACUUUUAUGAUGCAGUUUGUGCAGAGACAAAAGACCUGACACACGAACCAUCACUGCCAAGAUAUAGGCGUGCUCCCAAAAGAUUAGAUGAUGGAUCCAAUCCCCAUAGAUAUGAUAAUACCAAGGGUUACUUUAAACAGCAGUUCUUUGAAGCAUUAGAACAAGCUGUAGGUACUCUUGAAAACAGAUUUGAACAAAAGAACAUGACCAUUGUCAAGGAAAUCGAAUCACUUUUGUUAAAUGCAGCAAAUGGAGAGUUUUAUUCUGUGUCUGAAGAAAUUGCCAUGCUUUACAAAGAUGAUAUUUCUUUUCCGAGGCUUGAACAGCAGCUCAAAAUGUUGCCUGAUAUUUUCAAAGUUGACAGUGAAAAUAAAAUCAAAAAAGUUACCUUGAUAGAUACAAUUUGUCAACACAUGAAGGAGCCUAUCACAAAGAAACUUCUGUCAGAAGUUACGAAGCUUGUACAAAUUUAUCUUAGUGUUCCAGUCAAAACUGCCACACCAUGCAGAAAGAUCUUUUUCGUCCUUAAGGAGGAUUAA